Zea mays is the source of this 834-nucleotide messenger RNA. RefSeq names its product cell wall / vacuolar inhibitor of fructosidase 2. The coding region runs from base 115 to 645 and encodes 176 amino acids. The record is from RefSeq and is a predicted model, not a curated record. NCBI's taxonomy places the organism in Eukaryota, Viridiplantae, Streptophyta, Magnoliopsida, Poales, Poaceae. The transcript has a single exon. Gene Ontology annotation, molecular function: enzyme inhibitor activity.
AGCAGCUUAAAAAACCUUUUAUAUUAGUUCAAAAGGACACCAGUCUAUAAAAAGUAUACUCCAAGCACAUUUGAAUUUGGAUUUGCAUUGUCAGUCAGGCCAGUCAAGGGGACCAUGAAGCUUCUGCAAGCUCUGUGCCCUCUCGUCAUCCUCCUCGCCUGCUCCACGUCCAACGCUUCCGUCCUACAAGACGCGUGCAAGUCCUUCGCCGCUAAGAUCCCGGACACCGGCUACGCCUACUGCAUCAAGUUCUUCCAGGCCGACAGGGGAAGCGCCGGCGCGGACAAGCGUGGCCUCGCCGCCAUCGCCGUGAGGAUCAUGGGGGCAGCCGCCAAGAGCACCGCCAGUCACAUCGCCGCCCUGCGGGCCUCCGAGAAGGACAAGGAGCGGCUGGCGUGCCUCAGCGAUUGCUCCGAGGUGUACGCGCAGGCCGUGGACCAGACCGGCGUGGCGGCGAAGGGCAUCGCCUCGGGCACGCCCCGGGGCCGCGCGGACGCGGUGAUGGCGCUCAGCACGGUGGAGGAUGCCCCCGGCACCUGUGAGCAGGGGUUCCAGGACCUGGGCGUGCGUUCGCCGCUGGCCUCGGAGGACGCCGGGUUCCGGAAGGAUGCGUCCAUCGCGCUGUCUGUAACGGCCGCGUUGUAAGCAAAGGUGUAUAAUCCUUUUCGAUAUAGGUUAAAAAUGAAUACCCUCGGCGGUUUUAUGAGCUUUUGCAAGCUUCGUUGAACUGUUGUGAAUUGUGAUGAUCUCGGGCUUAUUAAGAAAAAACUGCUACGUAUCAAACCAGUACAUCAUUUUUAAAUUCACUACACUUACCAUUUUGCACUGAGCUAA